Molecule: messenger RNA, 771 nt
Organism: Rotaria sp. Silwood2
Lineage: Eukaryota; Metazoa; Rotifera; Eurotatoria; Philodinida; Philodinidae
Source: the annotation of a GenBank genome assembly
AUGAAAUAUUCAUCAAUAAUUCUGAAUCAGUUCGUUUUAUCUAAAAAUAUAAUUGGAACAGCAACUGUUCAUGUGAAACUUGGUGUUUCUUGUACACGUUCCGAAGGAUUUUAUGGUAGAACAACAUCUUAUUUUUUAUCUUCACCCGAACCAAGUCUAACGAUACUGGAUUUAGUUGUAGGUUAUUUAUUUAUUGAUUCGCUUCUUGCAUCUUCACUUGAAUGUUUUUAUAAUACAUCAUGUAUUCAAAUUCUUAUUAAAUGGCGUUCAUUUGACUCAUACAAUGCUCCAGUAGAUUCUCGUGUUAUCAAUGUUAUUUCACUUGAUUCAACAGUUGAUAGUUGUUUUUCUCCUGAUACGAAAUCAGAUAAAAUUGUUUCACAAUUAUUCAUUGAAAAUUGGGCGAAUUCUACAAAUUUUAGUUUCUAUUAUAAUCAAUGUACUUAUGCUUAUGAAGAACGUUUUAAUAGAGCUUAUGCUAUUGCAACUAUACUUGGUAUAGUCGAUGGUCUUUCUAUUGCACUUCGAACAGUGAUUCUUCCUAUUGUGAAACUACUUCGAGAAAUAUAUAAUCAUUGUCGCAGACAUCAGCAACAUGUUACACAAGAAUGCUUUGUAGAAAAAGAAAUGUUUCAUGCUAAUCAACUACAUAAUGUAUUUGACACAUAUUGGAAUGUUGCUGUAUCUUAUCCUAAUGAUAAUUAUAUUAUGUCAACAUGUUCAACAUCUCUUUUAAGUAGUUAUAACAAAACAGAAUUAUUAUCAGAUUGA